GCACUUUUUUUGCGGUCGAGACAUAGUUUAGAAAAGCGUUAGACCGUUCAGGGUGGAGGAUGUAACUUGUUAGUGAGUACAAAUAUAAUUCUGUCUUAAUUCGCACAGACAGUGCACACCCUAGAUGACUUUGUGUAGCUGUGACGAUCCAGUGCUCAUCGUCGUGUUACUGCCGAGUAAGUUGCCUCACCAUUCCACCAUGAUUUCCAAUGUCACACAACUGGAUAACGCAACUUUGGAAAUGUUCACCAACAGAACUCUCAGCAACACUCUUUCUGUCAUCUAUAUUCUGGUUAUACUGAUAAGCUUUCCUGGCAAUAUCCUGUCAAUGGUUUUACUGGUGUUUUAUACCAAACCCAAAACUCCAACCAUCAUCUUUAUGAUCAACCUGAGCAUCACUGAUUUGGCACUUGGCUCAUUCCUACCAUUCCAAGUUAUCUAUCAUAUAAAAGGCUAUGACUGGAAUUAUGGGGAGACACUGUGCAGUGUAGUAUCAGUAAUGUUUUACUCCAAUAUGUACUGCUCCAUUUUGACCAUGAUGGCUAUCAGUGCUGAGCGCUAUUUUGGCAUUGUACAUCCGAUGAAAUAUGACUGCAGAAGAAAGCACUAUGCAAUAGGGGCAUGCCUUGCGAUGUGGGCCUUAGUCUUGGGAGUUCUGUAUCCUAUGGAAAGCACUGAUUUGACAUACAGGGUUAAAGAACUUAAUAUUACCACCUGCUUUGAUGUACUCAAAAAAGAUAUGUUACCAACAAUGCAACACUGGGCAGCUUUCCUGUUUGUGUUAGUUUUUAUCCUCUUUCUGAUUCCUUUCAUUAUAACAGUAUCCUGCUACAUAGCAAUUAUAGUCUGUCUGCUUAAAGAAAGGGACACACGCUCUAUACAUAAAAGAAGAGCCAUUUCGCUAGCAAUAUUGGUGGUUUUAGUUUUUGUUACCUGUUUUGCUCCUAAUAAUAUCAUUUUUUUUCUUCAUAUUAUUAACAAAAUUUACUAUGAGAAGUCCUACUAUGCAGCUUACAAAUUAUCACUCUCGUUCAGCUGUGUGAACAGUUGCCUCGAUCCCUUUAUUUACUAUUUUGCAUCAAAGGAUUUCAGAAGGAAGUUCAGAAAAUUAUUUGGACUUCCAGUUUCAAAUAGUGACCUCAUCACAACACAACACUUUCGAGAAAGCCUGUUCUCAGCGAGAUCUCUUUCCCAAGCAGAAGCAGAUGAGGAACAGAAUGGAUUAUCUCCAACAUUAAAAAAAAAAGAAUCCACCAUUUAGGAGCUCGACGUCUUCAGUUGGGGAGCAGAGCAGUGCGAACUGUACUUUUAAAAAAAUGUGAAAGGACUGGAAAGUGCCAUCUAGUUGGAUGGAGCAUUUGUGGAGAACAAUGUGAGACUUUGUGUACCCAUAUGUGCAAAAUGAAAAUUCUUGUUUUUGCAUUACUUCAAGUACUCUUUUGCUUUUAUCAUUCUGACUUCAGUUACUUUGUUAAAAACAGGAACUAAGUGGCACUUCAUUUGAUCUGUUUUAGAAGGAAGAAAAAGUUCCUGUUGGCAAGCUGUCCUAAUAAGCAGAACAAUAUAUUAGCAUGUAUGUUGUCGCCAUGGCUGAAUGUACUAAGUGGAGUGUGAAACAGAAAUUGUGAAAGUUACACAACUGUUUAAAAGCAUUUGUGUAACAACGAAUAUCUGCUUCAAAAGUUAAACAUCAAAUGUCGCUUUAAGCUCAUACAAAAUAGAAAACUAUUUUUUUGUCUUGUAAAUAAUGCAACAAAAUUUGUAUUAUAGUUAAAGUUACAAUUUUUGAAUAAAGCAGCUCUUUUGA
Molecule: messenger RNA, 1807 nt
Organism: Erpetoichthys calabaricus (reedfish)
Lineage: Eukaryota; Metazoa; Chordata; Cladistia; Polypteriformes; Polypteridae
Product: P2Y purinoceptor 8
Exons: 2
Coding region: 125-1261 (378 amino acids)
Biological process (GO): thrombin-activated receptor signaling pathway; blood coagulation; positive regulation of Rho protein signal transduction
Cellular component (GO): membrane
Molecular function (GO): thrombin-activated receptor activity
Source: RefSeq, a predicted model, not a curated record